AAAAGUUAACCAUGAGACUAAAGAAAAUAUCAUUAGUCGACGUCACUGGGUCCCUCCAUAUGAGUAGCGUGGCACUUAGGCAUUUCAGCAUAUAAAUGUGUAAUAGUUGAGACUUGGAUCUCUUUCAGUGGAAACCACUACUGAGCUUUGGUUGCUUUAAUAAUGGAGGACAAGUCCCGAAUCGAAAUUCCAAGAGUGAAGCUGGGAAGCCAGGGUUUGGAGGUUUCUAUUUUGGGGUUAGGGUGUGCCGGUCUCUCUGGAUUACUAAACGCUCCUCUAUCUCAUGAAGCUGGGAGUUCAAUUAUAAAGGAAGCUUACAAUAGGGGUAUAACCUUCAUUGAUACAGCAGAUAUUUAUGGGCAUAAUCAUGACAAUGAACUCAUGGUUGGCAAGGCUCUAAAGCAGCUUCCACGUGAAAAAGUACAAUUAGCAACAAAAUUUGGUUUUACCACAUUAGAGGAUGGUCAGCUUGGGAUCAGGGGAACCCCUGAGUAUGUGAGGGAAUGCUGUGAGGCUAGUCUUAAACGGCUGGAUGUUGAGUAUAUUGAUCUGUAUUAUCAGCAUCGUGUUGACACUUCAGUGCCAAUAGAGGACACUAUGGAGGAGCUGAAGAAGCUAGUAGAGGAAGGAAAAAUUAAGUACAUUGGGUUGUCAGAAGCUAGUCCAGACACAAUAAGAAGAGCUCAUGCAGUUCAUCCCAUCACUGCCUUGCAAAUGGAGUAUUCUUUAUGGACCAGGGAAAUCGAAGAUGACAUAAUUACCCUUUCUCGAGAGCUUGGCAUUGGCAUUGUUGCAUAUAGUCCUCUUGGUCACGGCUUCUUUGGCGGGAAGGCAGUUGUAGAGAGCCUGCCCAGUGAGAGUCUGUUGGUUUCACAUCCAAGGUUCACCCGAGAGAAUUUAGAGAAGAACAAAGUCAUAUAUUCCCGACUAGAGAACCUGGCUGUGAAGCAUGCCUCCAAUCCUCCCCAGUUAGCUUUGGCAUGGCUUCUCCAUCAGGGAAAAGAUAUUAUCCCAAUAUUUGGGACAACAAAAGUUCAGAACUUGGAUAACAAUAUUAGAUCCUUGGCUGUAAAGCUUACAAAAGAGGAUUUGAAAGAAAUCUCUGAUGCUGUGCCCGUUGAUGAAGUAGCCGGUGAAAGAGAGCAUUCUCUUACUUCUAAAUAUGCCUGGAAGUUUGCAGAUACCCCAUCAAAAUAAUUGUAGACAAUAGAAACAAACAGGGAAAAGCAAUAAUUCUGCUUCGCAUAGUUCCAUAAACAUGGUUGGAUUUGUAGCACUGCAUGGAUUCUAAUGAAGGAUGCAUAUAAUUUACUUCAAACAAAUUAUUUCUUUUGUGAAAUGAAAAUGAUAUACAUCUUUUUAUGUA
Molecule: messenger RNA, 1366 nt
Organism: Ziziphus jujuba (common jujube)
Lineage: Eukaryota; Viridiplantae; Streptophyta; Magnoliopsida; Rosales; Rhamnaceae
Product: perakine reductase-like
Exons: 7
Coding region: 163-1197 (344 amino acids)
Cellular component (GO): cytoplasm
Source: RefSeq, a predicted model, not a curated record